Zingiber officinale is the source of this 1633-nucleotide messenger RNA. Its product is annotated as probable aldo-keto reductase 2. Lineage: Eukaryota; Viridiplantae; Streptophyta; Magnoliopsida; Zingiberales; Zingiberaceae. Bases 218 to 1255 code for a protein of 345 amino acids. Gene Ontology annotation, cellular component: cytoplasm. The transcript is spliced from 5 exons. The record is from RefSeq and is a predicted model, not a curated record.
CCCCCUUCUGUGUUUCUAGAACUUUGACCUUCAUAUGAAACGAGAAGGAGAACGCCGUCCCGGCGACGCAGCCUUGAACUGGAAAAAUGCAGCCAUCGCCCAUCACGCCCACGUUAUUUAACCAGGGCACAUCCCACUGGUAUAGCCAUCGCCACACCGAUCCACACUGCUACACUGCUAGCUGCUUAGUGCUAACGAGAAGCCGAGAAGGGCGACGAUGGCGGCAUCGGCAGGCGUUGGGCGCAUGAAGCUUGGCUCUCAAGGGCUGGAGGUAUCCCGUCAGGGCCUCGGUUGCAUGGGUAUGUCCGCCUUCUACGGUCCCCCCAAACCCGACGCCGACAUGAUCGCCCUCAUCCACCACGCCGUCAACUCCGGCGUCACCUUUCUCGACACCUCCGACUUGUACGGACCCUACACCAACGAGAUCCUCCUCGGCAAGGCGCUGCAAGGGGGCGUGAGGGACAAAGUGGAACUGGCCUCCAAGUUCGCAUACUACUUGGAAGACGGGAAGAGGGAGAUCCGAGGGGACCCGGCCUACGUGAGGUCCGCCUGCAAGGCCAGCUUGCAGAGGCUCGGCGUCGAUUGCAUCGAUCUCUAUUACCAGCACCGCAUCGAUUCCAGAGUUCCCAUCGAAGUCACGAUCGGAGCACUUAAGGAACUAGUUGAAGAAGGAAAAAUCAAAUACAUCGGAUUGUCCGAGGCCUCUGCUUCAACAAUCAGGAGGGCGCAUGCUGUUCACCCGAUAACUGCUGUCCAAUUAGAAUGGUCUCUGUGGUCAAGAGAUGUCGAAGAAGAAAUAAUUCCUACUUGCAGGGAACUUGGUAUCGGAAUUGUAGCAUACAGCCCUCUCGGACGCGGAUUCUUUUCUUCUGGAAUUAAGUUAAUCGAAAAUGCACCCGAGCAGGAUUUACGCAAGUAUUUGCCGCGGUUCCAGCCAGAGAAUCUGGCUCAGAAUGCAGUCAUUUUUGAACGUGUAAACGACAUGGCAAAGAGGAAGGGAUGCACUCCCUCACAACUCGCACUGGCAUGGGUUCAUCAUCAAGGAAGUGAUGUGUGCCCGAUACCUGGCACGACGAAGAUUGAAAACUUGAAGCAGAACAUUGGAGCAUUGUCUGUAAAACUCACACCAGAGGAAAUGGCUGAGCUCGAAUCGUAUGCUUCGGUGGAUGUUGUUAAGGGUGAUAGAUACCCUGAGCAAGUGGCUACCUGGAAAAACUCUGAUACACCUCCUCUAUCUUCAUGGAAAGGUGAAUGAGCUUAUUCCCAUCUGCCGAGCUGGUUUUUAUCUGUGAUAAUGUCGUAGUCGAGUAAGUCUUUUAGUGACCCGAGGGUACAAGUAGUAUAUGUUCUUGUGGUAAUGGCUUGUGUAAAGCCUGAUGAUUGUUGCCCAGCUCGAAUAAAACUAUUUGCUCUUCUUAUAAUGUGUUUCAUUGGCGUUGCUCAUUCUCUAUUUUUGUCAUCGUAAAUACAGUACUGCAAGAAAAAUUGUAAUAUGCCGAUUAACUUUCGGUUAGUGAAAGGUAAAUCCUAUUAGGGUGCAUUUGGUUGGAGUUAUCUUUGAUAAUCUUGGUUAUCUAUCCAAGGUUAUCAACGAAAAUCUUGUUUGAUUUAUGUAAUUAAUGAUUUCCGAGUA